UGCCGCUAUAUACAGGAAGCGAAAAAGAAGAAAAAGGAAGGGAGUUUUUGACCAAUAUGGCAACACCGCCAUAUCCGUCAGCUCUAUCAUCACGGAGACUUGUAAAGCCUGAAAUCCUAAAAGGAUAUCCUGGCUUUAACCAAGUCUCUUGGAGAACUAUUAUAAAAGGAUUAUAUUUAUUAAUCAAAUAAAAUAAGUCUGAUUUCUUGUUUGUUAUGCUACGACAGUUCCACUGAAUUAUUAGGACUUUGUAAUCCAUUGUGAGAAGUUAAUAAUUGAGAAAAUACAUUGUAAAUGGCAUCGUUGGACGGUGGUAAAGUUGAAAGAAGAUUGAAAAUGAGAUUUAUUGGACGGAGAUGAUGAUGUUAAUACAUCUGAAUAUAGUUUAGAAGUGGGAGGAUGAAAUUUUGAUGCUUCAGCAUAAGAAACACAACUGUGGGCCAUUGUUUCUUUAAUGGCUUUCUGACGUGCAUAUUCAGGACAUUUCUUACUAAUUGCUGAAUGAGAACCAUUACACAAGAUACAAGAAACAUUUUCCUCAUCUACUUCACAUUUAUCACCUGUAUGAUUUAGCCUGCAUUUAUAACACCGAGGAUUUGAACGACACUGCAUCUUGACAUGUCCGAACCUACAGCAGUUAUAGCAUUGGAUAGUGGGGUAAAUGUACAAAUCUACAGUUAAUGAUGUGUAAAACAUAAAUACUCUUUUUGGUAAUAUUUGUCCAUCAAAAGUAAUAACAAUGGUUUCAGUAUUAAUAAAACUUGGUUGUCCUUCAUUAAUGGUCUUUUUCUUAAUUCUUCUGGUUUUUAGAAUUCUCCCACAACCUAUAGGUACUGAUAUAUUUUGGAUUACUUCCUCUUCUGUCCAAUCUUUAGGAAUACCCCUCACAAUUCCCAUAUGGGUUACAUGGAAAGAAGGUAUAAAUGCCUUAAAAUUAUGUGUUUCUAAGUUACUAUUAUUUAAAAAUGCAUUUGCAUUUUCAAAAUUUGAGAAAGAAAGCGAUAAACGGUUUCUUCCUAUUCUUUUGAGGCUACCAUUCACUAUAUUAUUUAUCUUAUUAGUGUGUAAAAAGCGACCAAAUGCAAUAGGAUGUAAUGUAGUGUUAUCAUUAGGAUGUGUUUCAUUUUUUUGUAAUUGAACGACAUAAGGAGCUACAUCCUCAGCAUUGUACAAAGUUCUGCUUAAAGUACUGGGUGGAGAAGCAGGUUUAACAGACUCGGUAUUAUUUACAACUGGUAUUGUUCGCGACAUUAUUGUAUAUAUAGCGAUAUUUAUAGCAAUGUUUAUAGUUAGUUGUUAAGUCCCUAGUUUAAUCGUUCUUGUAUACUGUUAUUUUAUAUAGAUUUUACAUAGAUUUAAGAUACCUAUAGUGUAAGUUAAAUAAAGUAUUCCUUUGUGUGUUGUCAUUAUUACCUACAAAUAGAAAUAGAAAUUGUAACAAUAAAUUGUAAAUUGUAAUAAAUAAAUAAACGCUAUAGGGUACCGAUCUGAAGAGACACGCGUCUCGUUCAUUCUCGCCCCGUCCCGCUCACACAGAUUCGCUAACGCGAGUUGGAAAUGUUAUCGGGCGAGCGGGCGGGUAUAAAGAUAGGCCGCCUCCCGUCAAGCGGCAUUCGCUUCCGGGCAGCGACGCACUACACUCGAGAAGAAAUAGGACAAGAAGAAAAAAUACUCUCUUCAGACGGUACCGGAGGCUUCAGAAUAGUAAUCGCUGUGUUUCACUCCAGCCUGAACCAACGCCCCUACAGUCCACGCUCACCGAACGGCAGUCCACACCGUUCAUCGUGGUCCUUCGAGAAGCCGGAUUGCUGGAGGAACACCGUUGGUACAUCGAGAAGCCGGAUCGCUGGAGGAAGACCAUUCUGAAGCCGGAUCACUGAAAUGCCGACUACGAGAAACAUGAAGUCAUCGCAACAAAAAAUCGCCGUCACCGAAGCCACAACGUCCGCCGCCACCACGUCGACUACGGCCGCCGGAACGCUGUCCGUCGCUGCCACGCCGUCCGUUGCUGCCACCACGUCGUCUGCGGCUGUCAGAACGUCAUCUGUCGCUGCCACGUCGUCUACCGCCGCCACCACAUCGACUACGAACACGUCCGGCGAUACGACGACCACAGGAGCCACGGAGACUACCGAAGCCACAGGAACGACAGAGGAGACAGCAAGGAAGAAGGAACCGAAGCACGGCACGGCACGCACGGUUCGCACCACGGCCUCGCAGAAGAAGAAGGCUCUGGCCAAGGCACGGGAGGAGCUACUUCAAAAGGAGGUGGAAUUGGCCGCUGCACGUGUCGCCGCCCUAGAAGCCGAAUCAGAGGACGACGAGGAAGUAGAAGACGACGACGCUACCGUCAGAAGAGAACGAACGUCGGAUUGGGUUCAUCGAAGCACGCUAGCACUCACGAUGGAGCCGCAUGUACCAGAGAUAGAAGAAGUCACCAGCAAGCGUCAGGGGUUCGUCCCAUCGAGACCCGUUGAAGAGGAUUCGAGAGCGCCGCCGCCACAGCCGAGCAGCGACGCACUUCACCGGGACCACGCACGCCACGUUGACCCACAUGCCGCCAUGCCUACGAUAGCAGCAGCGAUGCAGUCGAUGAAGAAGGAAGAACCGGUGCUGAAAGUGGGCAUCGAUUGUAAUGAGUUUGCGAUCGCCAUGCAGAUGGCCGCUCGCAACAUACUGCCCUCCACAGCGUCAAGAGUCACCGAGUUGCCAGUCUUCAAUGGAUCGUCGAGCGAGUGGUUACCAUGGAAGAUGGCCUAUGAAGAAAGCGCAAGUCAACACACAGAACAAGAGAACCUAGCAAGACUGCGCAGAAGUUUGAAGGGGGCCGCAAAGGACGCGGCACGCUCCCUAUUCGUCGGGUCUACGACCGCAGAAGAAGUGAUGAAGAUGUUAGCCGCGAGGUUCGGCCGCCCUGGAGCACUCGUCACAGCCGAACUGAACAAACUCCGCGCGCUACCACGACUCUCGGACAACGCAAGAGACGUCUGCCUCUUCGCAAGCAAGGUGCAGAACGUCGUCGCCACGAUACGAGCGCUGAACAAGAGUCACUACCUCUACAAUGAAGAAAUAGUGAGAAACGUCACAGAGAAGAUGCCGUCGGUACUACGCUUCAAGUACUACGAUUUCGCCAACGACCAACCGGAGGGACAACCGGACCUCAUAACACUCUCUCAGUUCCUGCAAAGGACCGCCGCACGAUGUGGAAACUUCGCCCCCGCCGAGGAGAUACCGUCCGAAGACCGGCGGGAGUCCGCUCCUAGGAAGACGGCGAAGACAUACACGACGCAGGAGAAACCCGCUACACCACCGUGCCCGAUGUGUCGACGAGAGGGACACGCUCCAUCGGACUGCAAGACGAUGAAGGAAGCAGACACAUCGGCGAGAUGGGAGUUAGCGAAGACUCAUAGGCUGUGUUUCCGCUGCCUCAAAGUAAGAAGAUUUCGCCACGCCUGCAAGAGCAAGAGAUGUGGAGUGGAUGAGUGCACGCAGACUCAUCACCCUCUGCUGCACACCACGCGACAACAGCCGGAGAACGAAGUGACAACACACGUCAUCGAGGACAAGUCCGCCGCAGUCGCCGCAUCGGCAAGGGAAAACGACAAGAUCGCGUUCCUGAAGAUCCUGCCGAUACGAGUCACCGGUCCCACGGGAACGUGCGACACCUACGCGCUACUGGACGACGGGUCGACUUGCACCAUCAUCGAGACGGCGGUGGCGGAGCGAAUCGGUGCUACGGGUCCCCCCGCACCAUUCUACAUGGAAGGUGUGGCCGGGGCACGGAUCAACGCAGCUCAAUCGACGCGUGUUCACUUCAAGAUCCACGGGCGGAAUUCACAAGAAUACACAGUGGGGGCACGGACGAUGGACAGACUGCAGUUAUCACCGCAGUCGGUACCGCGCAGCGUCAUCAAGGGCUGUCCACAUCUACAAGACAUAGAGAGGGAGUUGGUCUACGAAGAGGGCAAACCGACGGUACUGUUGGGGCAAGACAACUGGCACCUACUGCUGGCCCACGAAGUUAGAAGAGGAUCCGACACGCAGCCGUUCGCAUCACUCACCGAUCUGGGAUGGGUACUGCACGGUACGAGUCGCGGCAGGACAAGACAGCAGGUGCACAGAAUCAGCCACAUAGUGACGACACACGAAGAGGAACAAUCGAUGGAAGAAAUGAUGAAGCAACAUUUCGCGCUCGAAUCGCUGGGGAUCGCAUCGAAGAGGUCCUACAAUGAAGAGGAACGUCGCGCCCUACACAUUUUAGAGGAGAAAACUCGUCCGCUACCGGCGGGAAGAUACGAGACGGGGUUAUUAUGGAAGAAGGACGACCCUGUGCCGCCGGACAACUACGAAUCGGCAAUGCGACGUCUCCAACUGGUCGAAAGGAAAUUCGACAAAAACGAAGAACAGUGGCCGCGUGAAGAUAGUACGAGCGACGAUAGUCAAGCGGAAACGGGAGAAGAACGCGUACACAAGCUACAGAACGCGACGCAGUUGUCUAUAGCAUUACCCGAUCCGUCACGUUUUUCUAAUUGGUUGAAACUUGUUCGCAGUUCAGCACGGGUAUUGCAGUUCAUCGACCUCCUGCGACCGACCAGUCAACGCUGUACCGCCAUCCGAAAGAGAAACAAGAAGAAAGAGAGCGCCGACCCCACUUGGACCCGCACGAAGAAAGUCGAUAGAGAGAAGACGAAGAUGAAAAUCAAGAACAGUAAUAGUCCAUCUGUGUGUUUCAUCCCCAUAGACACACACUACCUCGAUCGCGCGCGACGGCUAUGGAUUCGCGCGAUACAACAAGAGGCGUUCGGCGACGAAAUCGCAGCAUUGAAACAUGGGAAACAGCUGCCGUCAUCCAGUCGACUCAUACAGCUGUCGGUCGUCAUAGACAACGACGACAUUCUGCGACUUCGAUCGAGAAUAGCAGCCGCCGCCGAUCUGUCAGCCGAGCAACGAGAGCCCCCAUCGUCGACGGAAACCACGCCUGGGUGCGCCUAUACAUCGCAUGGGUGCAUUGGAAACUUCACCACGGCGGCUUCGAGAUCACCACGAACGAGGUGCGACAACACUUGUGGGUGUUGCGCCUACGACACACCGUCCGCAGUGAACUGA
Messenger RNA from Galleria mellonella (greater wax moth), 5106 nucleotides. RefSeq lists its product as uncharacterized. NCBI's taxonomy places the organism in Eukaryota, Metazoa, Arthropoda, Insecta, Lepidoptera, Pyralidae. The transcript has 2 exons. The record is from RefSeq and is a predicted model, not a curated record. The coding region runs from base 1882 to 5106 and encodes 1074 amino acids.